This is a messenger RNA of Papaver somniferum (opium poppy), 399 nucleotides long. RefSeq names its product convicilin-like. The coding region runs from base 1 to 399 and encodes 132 amino acids. The transcript has a single exon. The record is from RefSeq and is a predicted model, not a curated record. NCBI's taxonomy places the organism in Eukaryota, Viridiplantae, Streptophyta, Magnoliopsida, Ranunculales, Papaveraceae.
AUGGUGGAGCCAAAUAGGUCUAAGCAAUUAAAGAGGGGUCGACAACAAGGUGAAGGUUCAAGUCGCGCUGUGGAUGAAACCGGUGGAGGAGACGAAACCCCAAGUGAUGAGGAAGUUCGUCCCAAAACUCGUGGUAAACAAGGAGGUGGUAAGAAGAGUCGACAACAAGGACAAGGUUCAAGUCACGCUGAUGAGGAAACCCCAAAUGAUGAGGAAGUUCAACCUAAAUCUCGUGGUAAACAAGGAGGUGGUAAGAGGGGUCGACAACAAGGAGAAGGUCCAAGUCGCGCUGUGGAGGAAACCGGUCGAGGAUACGAUACCACAAGUGAUGAGGAAGUUUGUCCCAAAACUCGUGGUAAACAAGGAGGUGGCAAGAGGGGUCGUAAAAGUGGUCGUUAG